This is a messenger RNA of Amphibalanus amphitrite, 1122 nucleotides long. Its product is annotated as putative lysozyme-like protein. The transcript is spliced from 4 exons. Bases 59 to 814 code for a protein of 251 amino acids. NCBI's taxonomy places the organism in Eukaryota, Metazoa, Arthropoda, Thecostraca, Balanomorpha, Balanidae. The record is from RefSeq and is a predicted model, not a curated record.
CUCGCCAGACUCGCUCGGAACCCGGCUGGUCGGUCCCGUCAUUCCAGAACGAGCAACCAUGUGGACAGCACAGACAACCGUGGCGCUCCUGGCGGGUCUUACCGUCGUCUCCGGAUACACGGUGGAUGUCGUGGUACCGGAGGCCCCCGAAUUCGGCUCCCGAGUAGUGCUGGAAUGCAACUACCGUCUGGACAGGGGCGAGAGGAUCCAGGAGCUGACCUGGGUCAAGGACAACCAGGUGUUUGUCACCUACCGUGACGGACAGCAGGCCACGUUCACGAACAUUCCCGGACUCAAUAUCGAUGAGGUGAACUCUUCCCAGCGUCGCGUCAUCCUGACUGACGUCCAGGACUCGGCCUCUGGCGUGUACGGCGUGCGCAUGUCGAUCGCGGUCGACAGCGCCGGCAGCACCAACGUCAACACGUUCGUCCACAACCAGGACAUGACCGUGGGAGGCGCGGCCGCCGACACGCUCGGUAACCGUUUCGGCGGCGGCUCGCAGCGUCGUCCCGUCUCCAGCGGCUCCACCGUCAUCACCAGCUCGUCCAGCAGCUCGUCCGGCAGCUCGGGCCCCGUCGGCGGCGGCCUUGGCAACCGCUUCGGGGGCAACCGCCCGGACCCCGCCGGCAGCGGUGCCGCCGGAGCCACGUCCUUCGCGGCCGAGGCGCCCGUCGGAGCCGCUCAGCCCGUGCCGCCGCCCGGCCAGUCGUUUGCCGAGAGCGCUGCUGCCAGCGGCCUGGCCGCUGCUCAGGCUAACCUGCAGAACGCUGUGAACCAGCUGCAGAAUGCGCUGAACGCUGCCCUCGCCGGCUGAGAAGUGAUUGAGAUUCUGUCGACGCGAGGGGACGCGAGGCAAACCCCCUCGCGAGUCGACGCGAGGGGAUGGGGAUUUUUUUUAGGCCGUGGAAGACAUGAGCAGCGGGACACGAGCUAUACUGAUUAGGGUUAUCAUUCUUAGAUGCUUGUCUUUAUGUUAAAUGUUAAGGGCAUACGUGAGGUGACGUUAUUGUGAGAAGGAACACUUACUGUACACAUUCCAGCCCUGGACAAUCGGUGCAGCUUCAUUGUUAUCCGCAUAGACACUACAGUUUUAAAUGUGAAAAUAAAUGACAUAAAUGAAAA